This is a messenger RNA of Paramecium tetraurelia, 573 nucleotides long. RefSeq lists its product as uncharacterized. The transcript has 2 exons. Lineage: Eukaryota; Ciliophora; Oligohymenophorea; Peniculida; Parameciidae. The record is from RefSeq and is a predicted model, not a curated record. Gene Ontology annotation, molecular function: zinc ion binding.
AUGUAACCAUUUUAACUAGCCUUAGUUGCUUAUAAUAUAACAUUUGCUGUACUCCUUAUAAUUAAUAUUUUUUGUUCUGAUUCUUUGGUAUUUCAACUAAGCUAUGCUUUUGUUCUUUUUCCUCAAGUAAUACACAAUAUUAGAUGGAAUUGUAAAGAGAACUUUAAUUUAUUUUAUAUUUUUGGAUAUUUGUCAUCUGGAUUAUUAUUUUAAACAUAUUUGAAUUCCUAUUCAAUUCAAACUAAUUCUAUAGACAUCGAUUAUCUAUAUAUAUCAUUAUUUUACAUUAUUUAUUUCACAUCUCUUUUGCUUCUUUAUUUACAAUACAAAUUUGGAUCAAGAUGUUUUAUACCUAAAUGUAUAUUGCAUAAACAUAUCUCAAUUUGUGCCAUAUGUUUGGAUUCCAUUGCUAUAGCUGAUAUGGAGGAUCGACUUUAGUUAUUGCCAGUUAUAUUAACAUCGUGUAAACACAAAUUUCAUGAAAAAUGUUUAAGAAAAUGGUUACAUGAGAAAAAAGAAUGUCCUUUUAGUAGAACAAAUUUAAAUGAGAUGAAUUUGCAAAUAAUUAAUUGA